This is a messenger RNA of Rhododendron vialii, 558 nucleotides long. RefSeq lists its product as uncharacterized. The record is from RefSeq and is a predicted model, not a curated record. The transcript has 2 exons. Bases 1 to 558 code for a protein of 185 amino acids. NCBI's taxonomy places the organism in Eukaryota, Viridiplantae, Streptophyta, Magnoliopsida, Ericales, Ericaceae.
AUGGCGGAACCCAGUGGUGGUGGCGGCAAUGGCAAUGCCGGCGAGGAGGGAAAUCGGCCACGGGGUAGUGUCGAGACUCCGGAGUCUCGAAUCGACGAUCAAGCAACUGCCGAACCUUCAUCGAGUGUCAGUGUAGCGGUUGCAGGCAGCGGCGGCGAUAGUGGUGGCCAUGCAGCGGCGGUGGCUGGUGGCGAUGAGGGGCGUACGCCAGGAGGGAUAUGGCGUACGCCAGGCUCUGUUGUGAUAGUGGGUCCACAGGUUCGUCGAUUGGAUCCAAGCAGUGGGGUAGAAGGUGUGGUGAUUACCGGUUUGGGCUCGGCUGGAGCCGGCGGCAUCGGUAGGGGCAGUGGUGAUGAUGGUGGCCGACCGGGGACGCCACCUAGGGAUCUGGCGAGGGGCAAAGGUCCCGUGGUUGAGGAGGGUGUAUCCGGAGAGGCACCCGUGGAAGGGGUUGAGUUUCGGCCAGACGUGGGAGUUCGUAUCGGAGGAGGAACUCAGCCGUUUGCUCCGGGAGAACCCGGGGGUGGUGGCUGCAGUGCUGGCAGCAAGGGAGGAUAG